AUGGAAGACAAAAACGUCGAGUUCAUACCAAAGAAUUUUCCAGAACUAAAAAAUGAUCGUCUGCUUCGUGCUGCUCUUGGAAAAGAAGUAGAUAAGGUUCCGGUAUGGGUAAUGCGGCAGGCCGGCAGAUAUCUUCCAGAAUUUCAAGAAGUGAGAGCAAAGCAUGAUUUCUUUACGGUGUGCAGAACACCCGAGUUGGCUUGCGAGGUAACCUUACAACCAUUGAGAAGAUAUCCACACUUGGACGCUUCAAUUAUAUUCAGUGACAUUCUUGUUAUUCCACAAGCACUAGGAAUGAUAGUAGAAAUGCACCCGGGUGUUGGCCCUGUAUUUCCUAGUCCACUUCAAGAUCCCUCAGAAAUUGAUAAUUUAAAAGAAGAAGGUGCCGUUGAUCGACUUCUAUAUGUUGGUAAAGCCAUUACAUUAACUAGGCACAGGAUUGAGGGCAAAGUGCCUCUGAUCGGUUUCACUGGAGCUCCAGUGGAGAGUGGAGCUCAAUUACUGCAAGUAUUUGAAUCAAGCGCUGAUCAUCUAAAUAGAGAGCAGUUCACUGAGUUUUCUGCGCCUUAUUUAAAAGAUAUUAGAAGCGGUGUCAAAAAUAAAAUCUCGGAGAAAAAUCUGGAGCAAGUUCCUAUGACUGUAUUUGCUAAAGGUGGUGGACCAUACCUUGAUGUUCAGACUGGAUUAGGAUAUGAGACUGUUGGUUUAGACUGGACAGUAGACCCAGAAGAAGCAAGAAAGAUUGAGGAAAUCACUAAAAUGACAAUAGGAUGGUCCAAAAGUUUGGUAAAAAACGAUACAUUGCCAAUUUGGGGCAUGGGAUCACACCACAAACACCUUUGGAAAGUAUGA
This is a messenger RNA of Spodoptera littoralis (African cotton leafworm), 852 nucleotides long. The record is from the annotation of a GenBank genome assembly. Lineage: Eukaryota; Metazoa; Arthropoda; Insecta; Lepidoptera; Noctuidae.